This is a messenger RNA of Schistocerca gregaria, 1212 nucleotides long. RefSeq names its product protein charybde-like. The record is from RefSeq and is a predicted model, not a curated record. The coding region runs from base 45 to 584 and encodes 179 amino acids. The transcript is spliced from 4 exons. Gene Ontology annotation, cellular component: cytoplasm. Gene Ontology annotation, biological process: apoptotic process; regulation of TOR signaling; negative regulation of signal transduction. Lineage: Eukaryota; Metazoa; Arthropoda; Insecta; Orthoptera; Acrididae.
AGGUGAGCACAAGCUGCUAGUCGUGCGCUGAUCGCAAACGCAAGAUGGUGAAAAGAGUGGUGUCUGCGCUUAGCUGUGAUUCGCCGGCGUCUUUCGACAAGGCGAUGGAAGUGCUGCCGUGUCCGCUAUCCGUCGAUUUCUCGUGUUUCUAUGAUGGCGAGAGCGAGAGGCCAGAAGAUUUGGACGACGUUUGUGUGGAGGCUCGAGACGCUCUGUCGCGGCGCGUGGAGGCGGAGCUGAGGGAGGCGCACGGGGGCGGCGUCGUACUGCCCCCAGGACUGCUGCCCUCGGCUGCAGAACGUAUCCUGCAGAUGGCCAGCACCGAGCCCUACGGACUCAGAGGGUGCACGCUGCAUGUGGACUUGGAUUCAGGAAAGCAGUCUGGAGAGCGACUACGCCUCACGACCGUGAAAUGUGCGCCGGACACUGUCUCUACAUUCGAAUUGUUCCUCACACUCCAGCAGGAGACCUCUUGGAAAACCGCCCUGCCUCAGUUCCUCAAGAACCUCACCAGCGGCGGCGCGCUUGUCCUCAGCCGGGACUUCACCCUCAGCAAGAAGCGCCUCUUCCGCUCCUAUUCGUGAUCAGCGCUGGUCUGCCGAAGUCUUUCGAGCUGGAGAGCGAAGUGCCUGGAGCACGACGCCUCGUCUCUGGAGAUUCAAGACUGAACCAUCGCCUCUGUAUCAACGCCCACCGGUUUGGCAACUCUGCGGCGUGAAAGAAUCAACCGUAGCCAUUAUUCCAGUCGUAUCAUCUUCAUCGUAUUUAUACGUAUCAUUUCGCCACACACUGUCAUGAACAUCUGAGCGUAGCCUCAUUUUUUCUGCGUUUUGAAAUACAUUUGACAAAUCUCUAGAAGUGACUGUAUUACCAGUCUCUCUCAUUAUAUUAGUCCAGAGGACCUGAGCGCACCAAAGAAUUACACUGAUCACCCUUGGAUGCGCGUACUCAUCUUCAGUUCAUCCAUGUUGUACUCAUCUUCAGUUCAUCCAUGUUGCUCAUAUUUUUCUCUGAAGACUGAUUUUUCACUUUGCUGUGCCUACUUAGUCGGCUACCAUUUUGGAAGCUCGCAUUGCGAAGUAUUAUCGUUGUUUUUGUACAUUAUUUUUGACAAAGAAGAUUUUGAAUUGUUGUUUCUAAAUAUUUUAUUUAUGUGUGUUGGAGUAUUUCCAACUCUGUGAAAACAGAAGUAAAGCAAGAUGUUUGAUUAUA